This is a messenger RNA of Ictalurus furcatus (blue catfish), 3857 nucleotides long. It is a transcript of the gene poglut1, whose product is annotated as protein O-glucosyltransferase 1. Gene Ontology annotation, cellular component: endomembrane system. The coding region runs from base 708 to 1766 and encodes 352 amino acids. NCBI's taxonomy places the organism in Eukaryota, Metazoa, Chordata, Actinopteri, Siluriformes, Ictaluridae. The transcript has 10 exons. The record is from RefSeq and is a predicted model, not a curated record. Gene Ontology annotation, biological process: protein O-linked glycosylation; positive regulation of Notch signaling pathway. Gene Ontology annotation, molecular function: UDP-glucosyltransferase activity; UDP-xylosyltransferase activity.
UCUAUUGAUUUUGGAGCGUGCCUGUGAGGAUUCGUGUUCAUUCAGCCACUGGAGCAUUAGGUGUUGGGUGAGGAGGCCUGGCGUGCAGUCAGCGUUUCAGUUCAGCCCAAAGAUGUUCAGUGGGGGGAGUUAAGGUCAGGAUUUUACUCAGGACACUCAAGUUCUUCCAAUCCAACCUUGGCAAACCACGUCAUCAUGGAUUUUUUUUUUUUUGUGUACAGUUGUAUUGUCAUUCUGGAGCCGGUUUGGGCCUCUUAGUUCCAGUGAAGGGAAAUUGUAAAGCUACGUCAUACAAAGACAUUUUAGACAGUUGUGUACUUAAAACUUUGUGGAAAGAGUUUGGGGAAGAAGGUCAGGUGUCCACAUACAUUUGGUCAUGUAGUGUAGCAGUAUCCUGAGCUGUGGUAAAAGGUUAGGUAUUUGUAUGACGAGUAUCUCGCUCUACGGAUCUUCCUGAUUCAUCCUGAGACUCUACAUCUGUGCAUUUCCCAGGUCUCAAUAUUUCUCAGUGGAUCUAACCUGCUUAGAGUAGAUUUGUAGCUAAGAACUGUUGCUGUAAUCCUAAAGACAGUCCUGUGCUCAUCCCGGGACUCUUAUUCACAAUCUGCUCAUCCUUUUAACACACUCUGUUCUGCUAGACAUUACACUGUACAGUUACAGAUGACUAAUGAUUUAUAAUUCCACUAUCGGACGUCACCCAGAAGAGGAUGGGUUUCAUUUUGAGUAUGGUUUCUCUCAAGGUUUCUUCCUCAUGUUGUCUCAGUGUCCUGAAGGAGGACCUGAAGCCGUUCAGCAACGGCAUCACGAAGGAGCUCAUGAUGGACACUGUGCAGCGUGGUGUGGGCACACAUUACCAGAUCAUCAAACAUAAACUAUACAGAGAACCGGAAUGCAUGUUUCCAGCAAGGUGCAGUGGAGUCGAGCAUUUUAUCCUUAACGUGAUUGACAGGUUGCCUAAUAUGGAGAUGAUAAUCAACGUGCGCGACUAUCCUCAGGUGCCUUCAUGGAUUCAGCCCGUACUCCCUGUUCUCUCCUUUAGCAAGACGCCAGAUUAUCGGGACAUCAUGUAUCCUGCCUGGACGUUUUGGGAAGGAGGACCUGCAGUUUGGCCCAUUUACCCCACUGGACUGGGUCGCUGGGAUCUGAUGAGAAAAGAUCUGAAAAAAUCAGCAGAUCAGUGGCCAUGGAAAAAGAAAAACCCCAAAGGUUUCUUCAGAGGCUCCAGGACCAGUCCAGAGAGAGACCCAUUAAUUCUGCUCUCCAGAGAGGAUCAGAGCCUGGUGGAUGCUGAGUACACUAAGAAUCAGGCGUGGAAAUCUGAAAAGGACACUCUGGGUAGACCCCCAGCCACGGAAAUUCCCCUGGUUGACCACUGUGAAUACAAGUACCUCUUUAAUUUCCGAGGCGUAGCGGCCAGCUUUCGCCUCAAGCACCUGUUUCUAUGUGGCUCGCUGGUCUUCCAUGUCGGAGAGGAGUGGCUGGAGUUUUUCUAUCCUCAACUCAAGCCUUGGGUUCACUACAUCCCGGUGAAACAGGACCUCUCUGACCUCAGGGAGCUGCUGCAAUUUGUCAAGGAAAACGACAAAGCUGCAGAGGCCAUUGCGCUAAGGGGCCAGAAGUUUAUCGAGGAUUACCUCCGUAUGGAGGACGUGUCCUGCUACUGGGAGACGCUCCUCACCGAGUACAGCAAGUUGCUCGAGUACAAACCCAAACGCAAAUCCAGUUACAACCAGAUCACCCGCAAACCCGACAGGUCUGAACUUUGACCUGCAGACGCACAUGAAUGUCCAGUGUCCAGGAAACGAGUUCCUUGUAGUUUCUCCUCGACUUUGGCACUUGUUUCAAAACAGACCUGGCAUGUAGAAAGGUGUGUGUGUUGGUGAGUGGGGGGAGGGGGUAAUGACUAGAAAUCUGGCUUAAUUGUCCAACAUGAGGAUGUAGAUUAGAUAAUCAUUUCCGUGGUUUCAGGGUUGAACAUUCAAACCUCUCUCAGUGCUUUACUAACGGCAGCUCUAAUUAUUCUGUACACCUGCAACUUUAACAUGCUCCGUAGUGCUCUUUCUCUCCAUGAUGUCUCAUCCUGCUUUGUCGAUACGAUUCAUUUUAUCGGUGGAGCUUAAAAUUCCUUUCGGACAGGUAUCGUUUCCGCCACGUUCCCGGUGUUACGUUUUAAAACACGGUGCCUAUGUUUUCCAGCACUAACACACGCUGAACUAUGAACGAUAUUAUUAGUACAGGUUGGAAAAGAUUUCUAAACACCAUCAACAGCACCUUCAAAAUGUAAAAUAACGUGAAAUAACCCAGGGUAUAGUUGAUAAAAUUCUAUUUUUACUGCAGACACUUGACUAAAAUGUCAAGACCAAGACCAAAUAUCAAGACCAAAUUUCAGCAAAGUUCAUUUAGGGUUAAUUUAGUAAAGCAGUCAAAACAAAUUAGAGAACAGUGCAUUAUUUUUUUUUAAAAUCCAGCCAUAAUAAUGGUUCAUUUUUAAGUACGGUCACGUCACUUCAAUUGGCAUGCCAGUCCUUCCGAAUUGUCGUGUAAUAUUCAUUUUGGACGUGAAGUAAAUUCUCAUGUCUUGUCCCAUUCCAUGCCCACUGACCUAAAUAUCUUGUUUAAAAAUUCUCUUAUUCAGAUUAUUAUCACUCCAAUCACAUUUUUCUUUUUCCUUCUCUCUGAAGACAGAUUUAGGAAGCAGUGCAUACUGCCCUCUUCUGGGUGAUGAGUAAAAAAACACAAACACAGUUCAUGAGCAGGUGUAGUUGUGUUAGGGCAGGAAUAUUAUCAAACCGGUCUUAAAACCUUGAUCUUAACCAUCACACCUUGUUGUAUGUGUCCAUGUUACCACCAGCAAAUUGAUCUCACAUGGGUAGUAGUAUAAGUGCCACAAGUAUCAGUGACUCACUUGGGACCUAUAAGUAAAUAUAUUAUCUGCAAUCAACAUGAAAGUGCCACUAUUAUGUGAAUGUGAACAUUCUUUUGCCAUUCAUGACAUCCUGAAAAGCAUAUUUACAUUCUUUCAUUUCGAUGGUAUGAUAUAGAGCCACAUUGGCACUACAGUGUUGAAUAUGUUCUAGUAUUCUCCAAGUACAUCAGCAAUAUGUGUUCGUCAAGUAGGUUUACGUUGUGCUCCGUUUGGUUCUAUCGCCAACUGACUGUAAAUGAUGAAAUGAAACAGGAUACGCAGUUACCCCAUAAUGUGUGUGGAGUUUUAUUUGGAGGUUGUUGUUUUUUUUACAGUCAAAUGUUUUACAUUGUGUGUUCAUCCAUUUGAGGCCAAAUAAAUGAUAUUUCUCAAGAGUUGUGUUUAUUCUUUCAAAGAAGUAAAACACUGAUAAAAUUUUACUUCUUUGCAUAGUUGUACAACAAGUAUUGCAAAAUGUUUUUAACACUGAAUUAACUUUCACUUUGAUGUUUUUUGUUGCUAGAGUUCUUAAAAGUUGCCUUAAAAAUUCAUACAGGCCUUUUUAAGUUAAGAAGAAAUCUGUUAAUGAAAUAUAUCUAACAGAUUUUUUUUUUGUUUUUUGUUUUUUUAAAAAACCUCUAAUUUCACUUCGAUCACAUAUGGGAAAUUGUAAAAUUAUGAUUACGAAAUGCCUUUAAUGCCAGACAUAGGGAUACAGUUAUGAAUGACUAUAUCCUUCUUUUUUUGUACUACUAUAUUGUUUUCUACAGGGGUGCUGAUUUCUUCUGUUUUUCUGUAGAUAAUACUAAAUUGUUUCAGAAAUUAAAACAAAAUCUAAGCUAAAGGCAACCUGAAUAAACACAAAAUACAGUUUUUUAAAUGAUAAUGUUAUUUAUUGAAGCAAAAAAUUUAUCCAAUACCAACUGGGCCUGUGUGAAAAUGUAUUUGCCCC